Messenger RNA from Dentiscutata erythropus, 1525 nucleotides. The record is from the annotation of a GenBank genome assembly. Lineage: Eukaryota; Fungi; Glomeromycota; Glomeromycetes; Diversisporales; Gigasporaceae.
AUGGAUACAAUACCACAAUAUUAUCAAACUGAUAAUAUGUCUAUGAGUAAAGAACCGUCACAACUUUCGUCGAAUUUCGUACAACCAGAGUUAUCGCAGUUACAGUCUUAUACACCCAUGACUGACACUGGUUACCCUUCUGAUCAAUUCGGAAUGCAAGGUCCCGUUCCAGUUUCAGAACCUCCACCUUACGAUGAAUUCACUGGUUAUAAUUGGGUACAGGUACCCGCGGAAAUGGCUCCAUUUUUUCCUUCUACACCAGAUAAUUUUGGUCAACAUCCUCUUUUGUCUUCUUAUGAAGAGGAUUUCAUAUUUAAAGAUUUUCUUCACAAUAUUCAAGAAGAUCCUAAUUUCAUUUUUAAUCCAAUACUGCCGAGAGAUAUGCCCAUAUAUCCUCCACCAGAGAAUGGUAUAAAUAAUUCCGUUCCUAUGGAUACUUCAUCUGUGAACGAGAUUUAUAAUCCUUCGCAAAGUCAUCCUUCUGAUAUUUUGCCUCGUCAUCAAUUUCCUCCUUCAAAAUCGACAAGUUUGUCCCCUCGUACAAAAAAUAUUACUCUUUCUCCAAAAAAUUCUCCUCAUCAUGAAUUUAGGCAAUCUUCUUCACAAUUAACUUCUCCAAUUGAUGAUAAAGAUAAAUCAGUAGCUCCAUCUGUACCUGCAAAACGUAAACAAGAUAGUAAACAAGAUGUUGAAGUGGAGCCUAGGCGCAGGCCGUCAAACCCUCCGUUAAGUCCAAUAAAUACUAAACUUGUUAUGACUCAAUCUCAUAAUUUAACUUCAAGUCCUAGGCCAAUUUCUCCAUCUAUGCAAUUAUCUAAUCUUUCCAUUAAUAGUGGAAAUACGAAUAGUAACUCUAAUGAAAAUGAUAAUGAUAAUGAUGAAAGUCCUGGAAAUACUCCUAAACUCCUUACUGAAGAGGAGAAACGAGCGAAUCAUAUCGCUUCAGAACAAAAACGAAGAAAUACAAUUCGUGCAGGUUUUAAAGAAUUAACAGACAUUAUACCUACCCUUAAGAAUGUUAAUAAUUCUAAGAGUACAAUAUUAUUUAAAGCUGUGGAUUAUAUUAAAUAUUUAGAAAGAAGAAAUCGAAAUUUAAAAGAACGUGCUGGUUUAUUGGAAAUGCGUGUUGAAAUGGAAAUGAGACAAGGAAAACGUUAUCACCAUCAUGGUGGGUUUGGUCCUACAAUGGGUUUUGGUCAUCAACGAGUUGGUCCAAUGCCAAUGGGUCCUGCUUAUGGUGUAAUGCCUAAUUCAUUAAAUGGAAUGAAUGGUAUGCAAAUUCCAAUUGGCCAAGGUCAUCCUCCACCACAGACACAUGUAAUUGCUCCACCAAUGCAAAAUAUAUAUUUUGUUUCUACUGGGGCCGAUAAUCAACCUAUGCCAUCACAACAACAGAUAUUGUCUUCAGUAAAUCCUACAAAUAAUAUAUUUAGAGGUAUACCUAUUCAACAACAACCUCAGCAGGUUAACAACGACAAUAAUAAUAAUGGUCUUGUUCCUGGAAUGAACAUUCCUGCAAUGACAA